AUGGCAUCUGAAGCUCUAGAUUUAUAUAAAAGGGCAGAGAAAGUUUGUAAAGGAUCUUCGGGCUUUUGGUCUUUUAUAUCUGGAGGCCCUGAUUAUGAUGAAGCUAUACAACUAUAUGUACAAGCUGCAAAUCAAUUUAAGAUACUUAAGAUGUGGUCAAAAGGGGUAGAAUGUUUCAAUAAAGCAGGAGAUCUGUCCAUUAAGCAAGGAGAUACGGGAUCUGCUGCAAACUAUUAUAUGGAGUGUGGCAACAUAACUAAGAAAGAAAACAUUGGAAAUAGUAUUGAAUAUUAUACUAAGGCUAUAGAUUUGUAUAAUAAGAGUGGUAGAUUUAGUCAAAGCGGAAAAUUAUAUAAAGUAAUAGCUGAAGCUUUUGAGAUGGACUUUAUAUAUAAAGAAAGUUUAGAGUAUUAUAAGAAGGCUGCUGAGAUGUAUGAUAUGGAUGAAUAUAGUAAGUCUGCAUACUCUGCAUGUAUAUUGAAGUAUGCAGAUCUUGUCAGCUUAAGCUAUGAUAAUUCAUGUAGUGGAUCUAUGAGGGAAGUAUCUGAAAAUGGGGAUUCUAUGAAAUAUAUUUAUGAAGCCAUAACUAUCUAUGAAUCGGAAGCUAAGAAGGCUCUACAGAACUCUUUGAUAAAAUAUAAUAGCAAGGAAUAUUUGUUUAAGGCAUUUCUAAUUGUUCUGUCAAUGAAUGACUUAGUAGAUGCAGAGAUAAAGUGGGACAAGUAUUGUGGUGUAGACCCGUCCUUCUGUGUAACACCUCAAGGUCAAUUUUUAGAAGCAAUACUGAAGUUGAUUAAAAGGAAACAAAAUACAUCUAUGAGUGAAGAUGAAGAUACUAAUGAGAAGAUAUUAAAUGAUUUCUCCAAGAUAUUAGAAGAAUACAACAAUAUUUAUCCUAUAGAUGAUUGGAGGGUUCAUUUUUUGACUAUAAUCAAAAAAAACCUUGCAAGAUCAAAUAUUAGUAUAAAGCAACAAAUAGAAAAUAAUCAAAUUGAUUUGACCUAG
Molecule: messenger RNA, 1005 nt
Organism: Cryptosporidium muris RN66
Lineage: Eukaryota; Apicomplexa; Conoidasida; Eucoccidiorida; Cryptosporidiidae
Exons: 1
Coding region: 1-1005 (334 amino acids)
Biological process (GO): SNARE complex disassembly; intracellular protein transport
Cellular component (GO): SNARE complex; vacuolar membrane
Molecular function (GO): syntaxin binding; soluble NSF attachment protein activity
Source: RefSeq, a predicted model, not a curated record